GUCCUGAAACGUCACCAAGCCCCGCCCAUUGAGGCGGGACCGCGGACGGAGCGGGUGUGCGUCAGUCACUGCGUCAUACAUGCACACAAACCAAAUCCAAGACCGCUUUUCCUUCUGCAAAGAUAUUAGGACAGAAAUUCAUAUUUGUGAACACUGUCUUCUCAAGCUAUAACUCAGAGUGGAACAGUUAUAGAUAAGCUAUGUCUAUAGGAACAGUAACCGAACUUGCAAACAACGUAGUGGACAAAAAGGUAUUUCUAGUACCGUAGACUAACGUUAGUAAGAAAGUUUCAAAAAUGGACAGUAACCUAAUGUAUGUUCCCCACAACCACUCAAACAUGCUCUUUUGAAGCAGCAGCACCAGAAAGCACAGGGAGGCAUUUCUUCUGUGAAAACUAGGUCUCAACGCAGGGAUGGCUCCACGGAUGGAUGAUGUCAUGCGUCUGUGCUGUGAAUUAUCAGCUCACGAUCAGAUCAAGGUGGCCGUGAAAAGCUCCACCAAAGGGGCCAUGGUGGCAGGAGGAACUGCCUUCGUGGGCGGGCUGCUCGGUGGACCUCCAGGCAUCGCUGUUGGAGGAGCAGUAGGCGGUCUGCUGGGCAGCUGGCUGACCAGCGGCCAGUUCCGUCCUCUGCCUCAGAUCCUGAUGGAGAUGCCCCCCGCCCAGCAACAGAAGCUCUACGACCACAUCCAGACCGUCCUGGGGAACCUGAACUGGAUGGACGCGGCCCAGCUCAUCGCCCUGGUGAUGGGCAACGCCACUCUGCAGCAGCAGGUCACCGCCGCGCUGGUCAGCUACAUCACACAGGAACUCAAAGCAGAGGUGCGCUAUCAAGACUGAGUUCUAGUCCCACACAGACUUUUUUUCAGGAUGGUCAGGCCUGCCAAACACAACCAGAGUCCUCUGCAAAAGGUUUUUGUACUUCAUUGGAAAAAUGGAAUCAUGGAUGGUUUAUUUUCUCAACUGGGGCAAAUGGAGAAGUUAUCCUUUACUAUUUUGUAGUGUCUAACAACAGAGGUGGAAAGUAAC
Messenger RNA from Sander lucioperca (pikeperch), 1028 nucleotides. RefSeq names its product protein C19orf12 homolog. The transcript has 6 exons. NCBI's taxonomy places the organism in Eukaryota, Metazoa, Chordata, Actinopteri, Perciformes, Percidae. The record is from RefSeq and is a predicted model, not a curated record. Bases 414 to 839 code for a protein of 141 amino acids.